AUGAAGGACUUGAGAUUACAGGGGCCCUACAGAAAGUACAUUCCCUAUAAUAUUUUCCAACAAUGUGGAAUUGGUCACUUAAAGACGCUUGAUUAUAUUUUCGCGUUUUUGAUUGUUAUUACCAAUUUCACAUUAAUAUGGAAAUCGCACUCUUCUUCAUUCUGGAACCGACCAUGGGACAAUAAUAGUGAACAAGAACUUUCCCAAUUAAUUCAGUUUUACCUAGACAAGGCUUUUUACAUCCAUGAAUUGCCACCAUUUACAAUACAGUUCUACUCCAUUAUUCGAAGAUUAAAGAUCGCAGAAAAUUUAAGAUACGUUUCUUUGUUUUUGAAUUCAUCGACUUUAGGUUUUCUUUUCCUGAUAACAAGGAGAAUCAAUUGCUCUCGUUUAAUUUCAGCAACAGGUUUGCUGAUAUUAUCCAACUGGGAAACUUUCAGAAAUGAGGGCACUAUUAUAUCAUUUGACAGUUUAGAAUGGUGUCUGUUCUCAGUAGUAAUUUACAGUUUUAUAAGCAUUUCAAUUGCAAAACUGGGAACUACGAAUUGGUUUGCUAAUGUGAUUACAUUAUCUAUUUCUUUAGGGCUGGCAAUCUCUUCUAAAUUUAUUGGAAUUGUCACUUGGGCCUUCGUAAUUCUUUCUUUUGUACGUCAAUUUGAUAGACUGAUAAGCGACGUUAAAGUUACGACCAUCCAAAUAAUAAAAUUUGUCAUUCUCUGUCUAUUAUUCGUUUUGAUUAUCCCUGGUUCCAUCUUCAUAAUAAGUUAUUCGAACUUACUUUCGAAUUUUAAGACAGACACGCCACAAUUUUCAAAAUAUAUGAGCACAUAUUUCAAGUCCUAUUUAAGAGGCCCUCAAGUACAACCGAGUCGAUUGUACUAUGGAUCAACGAUCACAUUACGUCAUUUAGAUUCUAUGGUCGGAUAUCUUGCUUCUCACGAUAUUUCGUAUCCAUCAGAUGUUGACGAACAGUUAGUAGCGUUAUCAUUUGAAGAAUUCGCGGCAGACAAUGAAUGGUUAAUAGAACAUCCUACAUUAAAUUUGAGUUUUUCUGAGGUAUACCAUGCUGAUCAAUUGAUACCUGUAGAAUUUGGUCAAAGUAUAAAACUAAGACACAAAUCUACUGGAAAAUUAUUGAGAGCCAGCACUGCUAAACCUCCCAUCAGCGAGCAGGACUAUGACUUUCAAAUUUCAUGCACGAAAGAUUCAAACUACGAAGGAGGAAUGGAUGAGAGAUGGGAUGUUCUCCUGAUUAAAGAUGAAAUCAACAAUGAUAAAAAGGAUAACGCAGAUGAUAAAUACAUUAAACCGCUUCAAUCAGAGAUACGCUUUUACAAUAACGGCCAGAGAUGUGGGCUAUUGGGCCAUGAUCUUCGGUUACCUGAAUGGGGCCGCUUUGAGCAAGAAGUCCUAUGUAUGGAGUACCCAGUAAUACCAAGAACCACUUUUCUAAUAGACUCAGUACAACUACCAGUCGAUUUCCAAGUCCCAAUGAUAGAAUAUUAUAUCGGCAAAAUAAGUUCUUCAGCAGAAUUCAAUCAUACCUUAUCUUGGUCACAAUUUCUUUAUCUUUUCAAAGAAUAUAUUUUCAAACAAUACAAGUACAAUUACUAUAUUAAAUACGGUAAAAAUAAGGUCACUUUUGAAGAUGCGUUCGCCGUGGAAAAAUGGCCAAUUACGUUAGACACAGACUCUCCAGUUUGGUUUAAUUUUGCAUGGUAUGGAUCCUUACUCUCGAUGAUCAUUUUCAUGUGCGUGCAAUGUAAGAGAAUGAUAUCUUGGAAUCCGUGGACAACUGCUGAACCUUCCUUUUCUAUCAAAUGGGAGGUCUACAAUGAAUUUGGCUGGGAGUGCAUUGUCGGUUGGUUUUUACAUUUUUACAUCUUCACAAUGAGUCCACACUUCAACUUGGGGAAAAAACUGUACUUCCAAAGUUUUUUCUUUAGUGUAUUGUGUCUUUUAGAAUCGUUAGAUUGCCUUGCAAAGUAA
Molecule: messenger RNA, 1989 nt
Organism: Saccharomyces cerevisiae S288C
Lineage: Eukaryota; Fungi; Ascomycota; Saccharomycetes; Saccharomycetales; Saccharomycetaceae
Gene: PMT7
Product: putative dolichyl-phosphate-mannose--protein mannosyltransferase
Exons: 1
Coding region: 1-1989 (662 amino acids)
Biological process (GO): protein O-linked glycosylation
Cellular component (GO): membrane; endoplasmic reticulum membrane
Molecular function (GO): mannosyltransferase activity; dolichyl-phosphate-mannose-protein mannosyltransferase activity
Source: RefSeq, marked reviewed